AUGAAUAAAGAAAAGAAGAACACAUGCUCAACAGUGUUGGGCACAAAUGCUGCCAAGCGAGCAAUUGCAAACGAAGAAAUUCCGAAUCAUCAAAACACAAAACAAAUGAAAAUGGACAUGGAGAUGACAGAACCACUUCCACCAGUAAGAUCGCUCAACGAUUCCAGGAGCAGUUACAACCGUCAAGCGGUGAUGGACAUAAUAGCAAGACCAGACAGCACGUACGAUGAAGUGAAGGAGGCAUUAAUUAAGCGCCUGGGCACCUCCAACGAGGAGAAAAUUCAGGCCUUGCUGGAAGGUGAAUUUAUAGGCGAUCGUACACCUUCCCAGUUUCUGCGAGACCUACAGCGGAAAGGUGGUCCACUCGCCGGAGAUGCGAUCAUCAAAACGCAGUGGAUGCGUAAUUUGCCGGAAGCAACACGCCUAGUUGUAUCUGGCGCGCAGAGCGACGAUCUCGCUUACUUAGCAUCGAUGGCGGAUGGCAUACACGCAGCCACGAAGUUAUCAUGUGCGCAGCGCAGCCCAGUCCAGCUUCAAGCCAAGGAGUCAUCGUUGGCUGAAGUGGUUAACUCUUUGGCUGAGAAGGUAAAAGAACUUACACUGCACAUGGACGAAAGAGUGAAGGAACUUUCGUUGCGCAUGGAGGAGAGGAGCGCCAUGGAAGUUCAAGAAGUGCAGCAUCGUCGUGAUCAACAUCGCAAUCGCCAGCGUUACCGCAGCAAGUCGCGAGGCAAGCCGCAACAAUAUAUUUGUUGGCUUCAUGCGCGAUUUGGGCCGGAUGCGAAGAGAUUGGCCGCGAAAGACUGUCGCGCCUCCAAAGCAACCACGCGCCAAUUAUUUCUAAAGGAUAAAAACACUGAGUGCGACGUAUAUUUAAUUGACACUGGUGCGGAUGUGAGCGUGUAUCCGCGAAACAGAGUGCGUGGACACAAUAGUGCGUGCGAGUAUUCGUUGGCCGCUGCCAACGGUACACCUAUAGCUACUUAUGGACACAUGAACAUUAAAAUAGACUUUGGCUUAGGUCGCGAGUUUCUUUGGGCGUUUAUAAUUGCAGAUGUCGAUCGCCCCAUAAUCGGUGCGGAUUUUCUGCAUCAUUUCGGCUUAAUCGUGGACAUAAAAAACGGUGAAUUGAGGGAGGUAGCUUCGGGACUGACCACAUCGCAUGGCGAGUUGGCAGUCUGUAGCACCCCGUCGAUUAAAGCCAUUCAGGGUGCGUCUGUGUUCGGUGAGGUAUUAAGUGCAUACCCGGACAUCACUAAACCGCAAAGUGCAGGUCGUCCACCGAAGCACAAUACCGUCCAUUACAUCGCUACGUCACCAGGUCCACCGGUUGCGCAACAUCCGCGCAGAUUAGCGCCCGAUCGUCUUGCCGCCGCCAAGAAGGAAAUCAUUGCCUUGAUCCAACUUGGGAUGGCCCGACCGUCCCAGAGUCCUUGGGCAUCACCGAUUCAUUUAGUGCCGAAGCAAACGGGAGAAUGGAGACCAUGCGGAGAUUACAGAGCAUUGAAUGCUAGGACCUUGCCGGAUCGGUAUCCGGUACGUCACAUUCAAGAUUUUGCUCAUGCGUUGCACGGGAAGACUAUCUUUUCGACGAUAGACCUCGUGCGCGCUUUUCACCAAAUUCCGCUGGCUCCCGAGGACAUCCCGAAAACUGCAAUAAUCACCCCGUUUGGACUCUUCGAGUUCACCGUCAUGACGUUCGGACUGCGUAAUGCCUCGCAGACGUUUCAACGUUUCAUCGACGAGGUUCUCCAAGGGUUGGAUUUUGCAUUCGCAUAUAUAGAUGACAUUUUGGUAGCAUCGUCCAGUGAGGAGGAACAUGCAACUCAUCUCCAUCAGCUGUUCCAGCGUCUGAGCGACUACGGCGUGGUAAUUAAUGCUGCGAAGUGUGUGUUUGGCCAGGAUAGCGUAAAAUUCCUUGGAUAUCUGGUGUCCAGUCAAGGCACCAGCCCGCUCCCAACAAAGGUAGAAGCGAUUAUGGAUUUUACGCAACCUGAGACCGCUAAACAACUUCGGCGUUUCUCGGGAUGA
Molecule: messenger RNA, 2031 nt
Organism: Dalotia coriaria
Lineage: Eukaryota; Metazoa; Arthropoda; Insecta; Coleoptera; Staphylinidae
Exons: 3
Coding region: 1-2031 (676 amino acids)
Source: RefSeq, a predicted model, not a curated record